Molecule: messenger RNA, 3670 nt
Organism: Oryza sativa Japonica Group (Japanese rice)
Lineage: Eukaryota; Viridiplantae; Streptophyta; Magnoliopsida; Poales; Poaceae
Source: RefSeq, a predicted model, not a curated record
CACACACUGUAUUCUGUUUCCAUGUUUUUUAAAAAUACCGGUCAGUUUUUUUCCUAGUAAAAAAAUCAAUAAUGAUAUGUUUUUUUCCUAGUCAACCCGAUCGAGAUCCCAUCCCGUUUAGAUCGGGAUCAGGUCGAUCCCCUUUCCUCUCCUCUUUCCUGUCCUCGUUUCCUCUCCUUUCUCAUCGUAGCCUUCUCCCUCUCGGCCAUCGGCGCCUCCCCCUCAACCUCACCCUCCACCCCUCCCUUCUCAUCGUAGCCUUCUCCCUCUCGGCCAUCGGCGCCUCCCCCUCAACCUCACCGGCGCCUCCCCCUCAACCUCACCCUCCACUCGUGCCACCUCCCUGCCUCAACCACGACGUCCGACGUGCUGCCCCCAACUCCACCUUGGCCUCCGCCCUGGGCCACCUCCCUGAGUCGACUGCAUCCUCCAUCAGCGUCGCCGCCAACUCAACCUCAGCCUUCUUACGGCGGCCAUGGAGGCAAUGGCCAAGGCGGCAGUGGCCGCGAUGGCGUUGGCGAAGGUGGCCAUGGCGGUGACAGCCCCGCGACAGCUGCGACGGCCAAGGCGUGCAGGCGGCCACGAUACUGGUGAGCAGUGGUAGGCGUGUGGGCGGCGGAUCCGGCGGUGGGGAGGCUCGAGGGCGACGGUGGGGCUGGUGGGCAGUGGAUUCGGUGUUGGGAGGCGCGCAGGCUGUGGCGAGGAUGGUGGGCGGCGGGGGAGGUGGGCGGGCGGUGGCGAGGCUGGUGGGCGGCGGAUCUGGUGGUGAGGGAGGCUCAAGGGCGUGUAUCCGGCGUCUUAGUUCUAGCCGACUUCCAAGCAUACUUCAUCCCGCCUCCCGAAGUUACCGCCGUCGCCUACUUCCUCGACAUCGCCGCUCGUGGGAGCCGCCGCUGCGAGGAAUUGCCUCAUGGUUUGUCGCCUUCGUCGAUUUCCUGGCUCCCUCAACACCCGGACACCCAAGCGCCUUGCCGGUGAGGGCCGCCGCCAAGCUUCCGCCGCUUGCCGAGGCCGUGCACUGCCACUUGGAGCUUGACACCGCAAGUCAAAGCCAUCCCCCGAAAUCAGGCCGAACUGCUUAUCCCGAAAAUUGGGGUUUUGGGGGGCGGCGCGGCGACGGACCAGCGCGACGAUGGACCAGCGAUUCAGCGGCGACUGGAUGGCUGGCGGCGGUACAGAGAUAGCAGCUCGUUCCUUCCUCCAGUGAUGACUCCUCCCCUUCCUCCAGCGAUGGCUCCUCUCUCAACAGCAUGUGUUCCUGAAGCAGAAGUAAUCGAUUUGGAGUCGGCUGAAUGCAGGAGCGGGGCAACCAUGGCAAAAUCGACGGGCCAUAGCAGUGGAUUUCAUCCAAAGCAGCAGGGUCACAGGAAAAUCAGUUUGUCACCACAGUCCAAGGCUUUGAAGGUUUCUGGCACAAGAGGCAGCCUAAAUAAGACUGUUGCACGGGUGGUAUCCAGGUAUCGGCAAAGCAGAGUUUUAAAUAGACAGAAGAAAGACAACACUAUCUUUGGUAUCAACUGCAGGUGUCAGCCCAAAUGCGUAGUGAAUAUCAUUAAAGAAUUCGAUGAUAGGAAGAAGGAGUUGAUUGGUGAAAUUGGAUUUGAUGGACUUUUGGAUAUCAAGCUUACUAAGGUAAACAGGCAGUUUGGGGCAUGGCUACUAAGCAAAGUUGAUCCGAAAUCAUGCGCUACUGUUAAAGAUGUCAACCAGGAGUUGCCAUUCGGUUCCAAUGAUGUGAAUGCAGUUUUUGGCUUGCCAUGCUCAGGUCAACCUAUUAUCCCUUGCUCUCAAGAUGAAUUGGAUGGGAAGAAACAAAUAUUGUGUGAAAUAUUUAAGAUACCAAACUUUUCACACCUGAAAAUAUCACUCUUAAAGAGAAUCCUAAAGAAGCAGUAUGGUUAUCCCAUGACAAUAGAUGAAAAGAGGGUUUUCAUGGCGGCUUUUGUGCUUUAUGUCACAACGAAGCUUUUGGCACCGCAAUCCUGUGCAAACUUCAUAUCUCCUAGGUCUAUUAUGGCUGUUUCUGAUGUUGACAAUAUAAAACAGUACAACUGGUCCCAAUUCGUUGUAGAUGAGGUGAAGAAAGCAGCAGAAUCAAUGCCCACCUGCUUUCCGAAUAAGGCUCAACUAUCCAUUAACGGGUGUAUCAUCUUUCUAAUGGUAAAAUACUUGAGAAAUCUCCUGUUCCGGAAGGUUGGGAUCACAUGUGUUAAAACAUGUCACAUUUCUCAGUUUGAGGAUGAUCAAAUUGCUAGGAUGAUUCAACAAGAUGUAGUUAGUAAACAUAACCCAGGAUUCCCCUUCCCUCGUUAUGGGAAACUCCAGUUGAUGAAGGAUCCAAGAGAAAACAACCCCCAUGUGCCAGAGCUAUCUCCCCUAAACUUAUGCUCCUGUUCGAAGAUCCCAUCUAGAGCCAUUGAUGGCGGUAAAAAUUUAAUAAAAUUCCUGGUUUCACACUUCUCUUCGUUAGACGUACAUAGAAGUGUCGGGUCACAGGCAUACGAGGAGUUGAAAUCUUCCGUUCAGGAUGGAUUCGAUCGGAUCGAUAAGAUUUUGCCUACCAUAUCAGAUUUCGUCGACAUAAGCACCAUGCAAACUGCUAUUCACGCAUCUAACCUAUUCAAGAGAGCUUUCAAGACUAAUAUUACAGUGGCAGUUAAGAUAGUGAUAAGGGCAGCAAUAACGAAAGUUAUUGAUACCAUUGAGGAUAUACAAGGGCCUCUCCAUCCAUGGGGAGACACAACUGCCAUGGGAUACCACACACCCACAAACUACUCCACACAUGCUACAAAAGAUGCUAGUCAAUUGGACCAACCAACCAACACGGUCAAACGUUAAACGUUAAACGUGAAUAGUGUAAAACUGCACUUAUUUUGGAUGGAGGAAGUAUAUCUUUAGGCCGUGUUUAGUUGCAAAUUUUUUCUUCAAACUUUUAACUUUUUCAUCACAUCAAAAUUUUCCUACACACACAAAUUUCCAACUUUUCCGUCGCAUCGUUCCAAGUUUAACCAAACUUCCAAUUUUGAUGUGAACAAAACACAGCCUUAAUAUAUCACCAAGCUUACACUACAAAAAUGAAUAUAUCUUCAAUCACCAUGUGAAAAUAUUCCAAAAAUGAUAUGUAGAUAUAUCAGGUAACCUAAAAAUAUGUCAUUCGUUGAGACAUGUCAUUAGUUCAGACAGUAGCCUUCACUAUUUGUAAAUACAUUUCCAAAAAUAUACAUAGUUUUUCCUUAAAAAAUAGAUAGCUUCAGACAAGUACUUGCGGCGGUGUUCCAGACACAAAAACAUCCCAUGUAUGCACAUUAUUUGUGCCAUCAUAUAAUUGAUAUUUAUAUAUAUCUCCAUUCACCAAAAAAUGCAUGCACAUUAAGGCUGUGUUUAGUUCACGCCAAAAUUAGAAGUUUGGUUGAAAUUGGAACGAUGUGACGCAAAAAGUUGGAAGUUUACAUGUGUAGAAAAGUUUUGAUGUGAUGAAAAAGUUGAAGUUUGAAAAAAUAUUUCGGAACUAAGCAUGGCGUAAGGCUGCGUUUGAUACUUGGGGUUAGGAACCCAACUCGACCGCACGGAAAACGGAGCGGUCUAUUAGCGCGUGAUUAAUUAAGUAUUAGCUAAUUUUUUUAAAAAAAAUGGAUUAAUUUGAUUUUUUAAAGCAACUUUCGUAUAGAAA